AUGGCCCCCAAAGCGAAGGGCAAUGAGCCUCCCAAGAAGAAGGCCACCGUGGAGGACAAAACGUUUGGGAUGAAGAAUAAAAAAGGUGGCACGGCCAAGAGAACAAUUGCACAGUUAGCAGCGCAGGCAAAAUCCAACAAAUCGCCCGAGGAAAAGCGAAAAGAAGCUGAGAAGGAGCAGAGGGAGAAAGACAAGCUCGCCGCCGAAAAGGCCAAGGCUGAAGCUGCCGAAUUGUUCAAGCCAAUCCAGGUACAAAAGGUCCCCUUUGGUGUGGAUCCGAAAACCGUUCUCUGCCAGUUCUUCAAACAAGGACAUUGCGAAAAGGGCCGGAAAUGCAAGUUUAGCCAUGAUCUCGAUGUGGUCAAGAAGGUGGCCAAGAGAGAUUUGUAUCAGGACACUCGGGAACAAGAGCGAGAGGAGAAGGAGAAAGAUAAUAUGGAAGACUGGGAUGAAGAGAAACUGCGCGACGUCGUUACCAGCAAACAUGGCAAUCCUCGCACCACCACCGACAAGGUCUGCAAAUAUUUUAUUUCAGCUGUCGAAGAUGGCAAAUAUGGCUGGUUUUGGACCUGUCCCAACGGAGGUGACAAGUGCAUGUACCGCCACAGUCUUCCACCUGGUUUCGUACUGAAGACAAAAGAACAGCGACGCGCGGAAAAGGCUUUAAUGGACAAAUCCCCACUGGCUACGCUUACCCUUGAAGACUUCUUAGAAUCAGAACGGCACAAAUUGACUGGCACACUCACUCCCGUGACCCCCGAGUCAUUCGCUAAAUGGAAGAAGGACCGCCUUGACAAAAAGGCCGCCGAGGCACAGGCAAUUAAAGCCAAGGAAGCAACAGGCCGAGCGAUGUUCGAAAGUGGAGACUGGAAAGACUCUGAAGACGAAGACAGCGAUGAAGACGAUGAUGAUGAGAGCGCCCCGGGGGCGUGGAAUCUCGAGGCUAUGCGCAGGGAGACCGAACGGCUCAGACAGCUGAAGGAAGAAGAACGGCUAGCCAAGGAAAAUGGAGAGCCAUUGCCGAACCGAGAUGACGACGACAACGACAAUGACGGUAGCAGAUCUGUAUCCGGGAAAGACGACAGUGGGGGAGAAGGUAGCAGCUCACGGCAAGACUAA
Exophiala aquamarina CBS 119918 is the source of this 1119-nucleotide messenger RNA. RefSeq lists its product as uncharacterized. Gene Ontology annotation, molecular function: mRNA binding; metal ion binding. Gene Ontology annotation, biological process: cytoplasmic translation. Bases 1 to 1119 code for a protein of 372 amino acids. The transcript has 2 exons. The record is from RefSeq and is a predicted model, not a curated record. Lineage: Eukaryota; Fungi; Ascomycota; Eurotiomycetes; Chaetothyriales; Herpotrichiellaceae. Gene Ontology annotation, cellular component: cytosol.